Messenger RNA from Pelecanus crispus (Dalmatian pelican), 1167 nucleotides. NCBI's taxonomy places the organism in Eukaryota, Metazoa, Chordata, Aves, Pelecaniformes, Pelecanidae. The record is from RefSeq and is a predicted model, not a curated record.
GUUUGCCAACUGACAGAUGAGCAUAUACGUCACUUGGUGAAAAUGACACGUGAUUUUACCCUGCUUUUUUAUAAGUGCCGCAAAACUGGAUCUCCACUCUACAAACACUAUAAAGUAUACAAGCGCCCAACCUGUGGUCAGUGCAAUGGGAAGAUCACUGUGUGUCGUUUAGGAGAGAAUAACAGGAUGACUUACUUCUGCUCUCGAUGUCAAAAGGCAGAUCCCCAGCUUGUCAGUGUUAGCAAACUGCCAACUAGAAAUAGCCUAAUUGGCUGGGCAUAUGGCAGGGGGUCAUGUUCUAAUGAACUUGUAGCUCAGAAAUCUGAAGAGGAGUGGACAUGUAUGUGCUGUACCCUAAUAAACAAGCCUUCUGCUGAAAUUUGUGAUGCCUGUUUGACUUCAAGGCCUGAAGUUCCAAAGACAGAGAACAUUGAAGAUUCUGCAGCCUUUAACAUCAACUUAAUGAAGUUCCCUUGUAAUGAUUUUAGAAAACCAAGCACCGAAAUAAAGUUCAAUAGGAAAGCUGCAUUUGGAACUACAACUCUUGUCUUAACAGAUCUCGGUAACAAAGCUGUUUUGAGAAAUGAAACCGAACUAUCUAAUGGAUGCUUUCAGUAUGUUGCUCCAAAAAGGAGUUGUAAUCAAAUCCAAAACAAUGUCUACCAGUCAGGGGGAAGCACAGACAAGGAUUGCUCAACACCUGUAACUGCUAUGGCUUUGUCCUCUUGGCACCAACCUCUUGCUUUCAGACACAUACAGAAGAAACAGAAAACUCAUCAUCUCCCCUCUGUUCACCAAUAUAAUAUAGCAAUCAGCAAACCUCAAGCUAAUAUGACAGAUGAUAAUCGUACGUUAAGUGCAGGCCGUCCUUGCUGCAGUAAACACAGCCAACUCUGCAGCCUCAGAGUUGUGAGAAAGGACGGAGAAAACAAGGGCAGGCAGUUUUUUGCCUGUCCUCUACCCAGAGAAACUCGGUGUGACUACUUUCAAUGGGCUGAUUUGAAUUUUCCAUUUUGUAACCAUGGCAAGCGAUGUGUUAUGAAGACUGUGUUCAAGAUUGGUCCUAAUAAUGGGAAGAACUUUUUUGUGUGUCCCCUUGGAAAGGAAAAACAGUGUGGCUUCUUCCAAUGGGCAGAAAAUGGGCCAGGUAUGCAGGUUAUUCCUUGA